AUCAGAUUUUCUUACAUCGCUGAAAGCCUUGAUGCGAUCAUAACGCCACGGCGAACAUCAUAAUCCGAUCGAUCUAAAAUGUUUGCCAAAAACAUUACGCGAAUUGGAUGUACCAGGACGCAUAAAAAGGUGCUCCUGAUUGCAUCCUCAAUCGUGCCACUGAUAACAAACGACACAUCUCGCUCCAAGUCUCUUCCAACCGGUUGCGUAUUCCAUGUUGUACAUCUACCAUUUCUCCAUUGCUUUCGCUUUCGUAUACAUAUUACGUUUCUUUCAACAGCGGUUCUCGUCUCUCUUCGCCCUGCGCCAUGUUCCGGGCCCGAAGUCUUCCUCCUGGGUGUGGGGCGAAGAAAAGGUGUUGUAUUACAACACACCUGGUGCCUUAUAUCUGGACUGGCACCGCACAUAUGGCAAUGUCGUGAAAUUUACAGGAGCGUUUGGCCAUCAGCUCCUUUCCGUCACGGAUCCGCACGCAAUAUCGUUUAUUUUGGGAGAGGGCGCAUACCAGUUUCCCAAACCAAAAGGCGUGCGUGCCUGGUUUCGUAUGCUGCUCGGAGAGGGUAUUCUCUGGGUGGAAGGCAAAGAAGCUCACGAGAAGCAACGGCGUAGCGUCGGCCCAGCAUUAAGUGUGCAGUCUGCACGGAACUUGACUCCGGUAUUCUACGAAAACGCUGCCAAAAUGGUGUCCCAGUGGCACAAGCUUUUUGAUGCCCAGCAUAGCGACGAAAUUGUGAUUGAAAUGACUAACUGGGCUGGACGCUUUGCGUUGGAUACAGUUGGACGAGCAACGUUGUCGUACGACUUUGACUGCCUUCGAGGCCAGCCACACGCUCUCGCAGAAACCCUAGAUGGCUUGACGAAUCACGAAAAAUCGCUUACCUCAUUUUACAUGAAAGCUCUUUUUUGGUUAUUACCAUCUAUCUUGCAUCUCGGCAAGAAAGGGCAGAUGAUCAGAAAAACCCGAAAAGAGCUUGGGGAUCUGGCUACAGAUAUCUUGAAGGAUGCGGAAGCUGUCAGUGAUCCGAACAGUAAGACACUGAUGUCACUGAUGCUGCGAGCCGAUAAAGCCACUGCCGCUGUACGUAUGGAUGAAGAGCAAGUUGCAGCGCAGAUGCGAACCAUCAUUUCAGCUGGUUAUGAACCAGUUUCCGCCACGAUUGCUUGGCUGUUCUUUGAGCUUUCCAUGAGCCCGGAAUGGCAGCAAGCAAUCCGUGAAGAAGUUUCGACUGCUGGAGACCCUACAUUCGAUGAACUCAACAAUGCCUACCCUCUUCUCGACGCAUUUUUCCUAGAGACACUCCGCCUCCAUCCACCUGUUCUUGAAAAUCAUCACGAGGCUGCUGAGACCAUCAGUAUACCUCUUUCGGAACCUGUAGCAGGGUCUGGUGAUCUUCACCUCGUCAUUCCAAAAGGCACAAUCAUCUCACUACCUGUCAAUGUCAUUCAAAAAGACAAGUCAACAUGGGGGUUCGACGCAGACGACUUCCGACCAGAACGCUGGCUCCACCGCGGUACCAGAACUAGCCGCGAGUUGUUGGCUUUUAGUGUCGGCCCCCGGGGCUGCCUCGGGCGAAACUUUGCGGCUGCCGAAAUAAAGGCUCUGACAGUGACUCUACUCCGACACUUCGCCUUCUCCUGUCCACAUGAAAUUGAAGCUUUCCAGAGUUUUGUCAUUCGUCCCCGAGUUAAGGGAGAAGGCUCGAGUUCGCUACCGCUUACGGUUCGCAGAACACUGUGACAAGUCAGUUGGGGGGAUGCAAGCUCGUGGGCACAUAUUUGUUUAUACUACUUUCGUAUUGAAUGUACCGAGAUGUGAUAUGGCACUUUUAGAAAUUAGAACUCAAGACGCUAUAUUUUUCUAGUGUCUACACCAGAUGUCGCCGACUCCUACGGUUUGUAGGAAGCAAACAGCCAACAUUUCUCUAGUAGCAUACAUGUACUUUCACAACACGCGUCACGUCGCCAUCGCGUCCAAUCUCACCUGGUC
Molecule: messenger RNA, 1987 nt
Organism: Suillus plorans
Lineage: Eukaryota; Fungi; Basidiomycota; Agaricomycetes; Boletales; Suillaceae
Product: cytochrome P450
Exons: 11
Coding region: 215-1738 (507 amino acids)
Molecular function (GO): oxidoreductase activity, acting on paired donors, with incorporation or reduction of molecular oxygen; monooxygenase activity; heme binding
Source: RefSeq, a predicted model, not a curated record